This is a messenger RNA of Guyanagaster necrorhizus, 1811 nucleotides long. RefSeq lists its product as uncharacterized. The coding region runs from base 59 to 1741 and encodes 560 amino acids. The transcript is spliced from 3 exons. Lineage: Eukaryota; Fungi; Basidiomycota; Agaricomycetes; Agaricales; Physalacriaceae. The record is from RefSeq and is a predicted model, not a curated record.
CAUCGAUACGUCGUUUGCUUUCGACCACGACCAUCUCGCUCUCUUCCCUUUCUUCACCAUGAUAAACCUCUCUGAACUCGUAGUGGACUUAGAUGUGGAACCACACUUAUAUUAUCGUGAAGUUCUACAGACCCUUACCAUGAAGGUCAUGUAUCCUGGCAGCCCGGACACUCAGAUAGCUUCUCUGGACGGGUUCAUCAUCUCCCGACACCGUUGCGGCGACAAUUUUCACUUUUUUCUGGACGAAGAAAACGAGGAACUUCACUGGUUAUCUGUAGUCCUGUUCGACAAGUUCGGCAAGGUCAAGCCUCAUAUUGUCUCUGAGGGAUUCCGAAGCGGUACGCGGUGCUGGGGCACGGAGCUCAGCGCUGGAAAGAUCAUUUAUGUGCACGAUGUUACCGUGUACCAGGAUCGACGACAGGGAAUCGGAUCGUUCGUCCUUCAAAAACUAUUCGAGUCGGAGAAUGUUCAAAACGAAGACAUCGUAAUAUCCUGGCCAGUAUCCAGCGAUGUUUCUAAGGAUAUCGUGGUUGCUUUUUCCCGCAAAAACGGCUUUCGACGCAUUGGCCGUACCAAUUUCUUAGGCUAUUCCCCCAAUCCAAACCACCCGUCUCGUCGUCUACUUCCAGAGAACGACGUCGAAUCUCUAGAAGACAGGUUCUUGGGACGCAAUCCCCCCCUCUCUCCCGAACUGCAAGCCUGUGGACGCGAUGCCAUCGACGAGGAGUGCCGGAAGAAAUAUCCUCUCCACUGCGCUAUCGUCGACCAGAAUACUCCAGAAAUAGCUAAAGUCAUUCAAUCUUUCUACGACAAGGAUCCCGCAAGUAUCCACGUACCCGAACGUCGAGGCUUUCUCCCCGUCUUCGCCGCGGCUCGCGCAUCGAACAUCCACGCCCUCAACAAACUGAUCGAGAUUGGCGUUGCCGAAGACCUGAAGAAUUUCGACAAUAUCGAAGGUAGCACUCCGCUGGAGGACGUCCUAAGUCUCAUGAAAUGGUCCCGCGAAAAGAGCGAGCUCCGGACAGGGAUGUGGGCGGGUAACUCAGAGAUGGACAUGAAAGUCGUUAACAUACUGAAGACGGCGAUGAAUCUUCCCACAGAUAGUUAUGUUCAGUUUAAGUUCGGCUGUACAUGCGCACAAUGUUCCGACGGCUGGCUCUCCCCGCGGAUGAGAUUUGCUUUGAGAGGUACGGAUAAAAGGUUGUGCUUGAUGAUUGCCGAGAUUGAUACCUACCUAUUACCUCCAGUUCAGGCUGCGUUCUGUAUAAAAGCUCUGCCGAUGGACCUAGGCAGCUUUACGCGUGGCGAAGCACUUGAUGCCUCAGAUACAAUGAUCGGAUGCGGGACUCUAGACUAUCUUCCACCGGCGCUCCAAAGACGCAUGUUCAAGUCCUACAUUGGGUUCACGACUGUGUUCAAAGUCAUCCAUAAGAUCCUCAGGAACGACACUCAAGUCCCAACUCUCCGGGAUAUCAAACACGACGCGGCACUCGAACGGGACAUUUCGUUUUUCAAGUCCGAGGGUGGGAGGGUGGAGUAUGUCUUGGACGCUCUUACGACCAUUGCAAAGAAGAACUCGAGGUUGAGGGACGGGACCUUCUACAAGACGUUUGGUAACGAUGAAGAUUUUCUUCGGCUUCCCGAGUGCGUGAAUGAUGAUGAGUUUGAAAUGGUGAGGGUAAUGUUGGGAUUGGAUCCGAGCGUGGGAUGGGGUCCGUACCACUCGCGAUGGGAAUGUUGACUACGUGAAUAAUUGUUGUAACUGUUAGCUCUUUUGUAUUAUGUAGUGUAAUUAUCAAAGCAGAGUCGUC